UUACAUUUUUUUCCUUGGUUGGAACGGGUUCGCAUGGAUACAGACGUUUUCUAACAUAUUGUGAUCCUAGAGUAUCCUCCCCACUUAAGAGGGAAAGCCCACGCCUUUUUUUCUUGUGCUAUACAUUCUUGGUCACUGGUGCGUUUUUACGCACAGCCACACGAUGAGCGUCUGGAAGUGUCGGCGCGCUCCCUUCACCUCCCUCUGCCUCUUUCUGCUUUUAAACAUUUUGGGUCGAGGGUCGACUUUCGAGCUGACACUGCUUCACACCAACGACAACCAUGCACGGAUCGAGGAGACCAGCGUGGACUCGGGGAAAUGUCCAGCCGGUGGUCCCUGCUUCGCUGGGGUCGCCAGGAGGUUCACCAAAGUGUCGGAGAUCCGGAAAAAGGAGAAGAAUGUGUUGUUUCUGGAUGCUGGAGACCAGUUUCAGGGAACUGUCUGGUUUAACUACUAUAAAGGCGCUGAAGCAGCGUACUUUAUGAACAAACUAGGUUAUGACGCUAUGGCUUUUGGAAACCAUGAGUUUGACAAUGGGGUGGAGGGUCUGAUCCAGCCCUUCCUCCAGAAUGUAAAUUGUUCUGUGGUGAGCGCCAACAUAAAACCUGACCAGACUCUGGCAACAAAACUCAGCGGCUACUACAAGCCAUACACAGUCAUCAGUGUGGGCUCAGAGAACGUGGCUGUGGUCGGAUACACCACUGCAGAGACGCCAUUCUUAUCCAUGCCAGGCCAACACCUAAAGUUUGAGGAUGAGGUGAAGGAGCUCCAAGUUCAGGUUGAUAAGCUGGAGACUUUGGGCUAUAAUAAGAUCAUCGCCCUGGGACACUCUGGCUUUGAUGUGGAUCAAGAUAUCGCCAAGCGAGUGAGAGGAGUUGAUGUUGUCAUUGGAGGACACACCAACACUUUCCUUUAUACUGGAAAGCCCCCAUCCACCGAAGUGCCAGCAGGUCCGUACCCUUUCAUGGUGACGUCUAAUGAUGGGAGAAACGUACCGGUGGUCCAGGCGUUUGCAUUUGGGAAAUACCUUGGAUACUUGAAGGUUACCUUUGACAAAGCUGGGAACGUGGUAAAAGCUGAUGGGAACCCCAUCCUAAUGGACAGCAGCAUACCUCAAGACCCAGAGAUCCUUGCUGACAUUGAAAAGUGGAAGAAGGGCUUGGCUCAGUUCUCCUCACAGUACGUUGGGCAGACGUUAGUCUACCUCAAUGGGACAUUUGAGGAUUGUCGAUUUCGGGAGUGUAACCUUGGAAACAUGAUUUGUGAUGCUAUGAUUUAUCACAAUUUAAAGCAUUCAAGUGAGCAGCAGUGGAAUCAUGUGGGCAUAUGCAUGCUGAAUAGUGGAGCCAUACGAGCAGCUAUAAACGAGCGCUACAACAAUGGUACCAUAACUAUGGAAGAGGUUCUCACGGUCUUACCAUUUGGAGGAACCUUUGACUUGGUCCAGAUAAAGGGAUCAACAGUGAAAAAGGCAUUUGAACACUCCAUUCACAGAUAUGGAAGCAUGUCUGGAGAAUUUCUGCAAGUCUCAGGCAUUCAUGUGGAGUAUGACCUCUCUAGGCCAGUAAACGAGCGUGUCGUGUCUGUGUCCAUGCUGUGCACUAAGUGCCGUGUGCCCAAGUAUGAACCAUUGGACCUGGAGGAGACCUACACUGUGGUCAUGCCUUCAUACAUAGUGGGCGGAGGUGAUGGCUUCACUAUGAUCAAGGACGAGUUGCUAAAACACAACACAGGUGAUAUGGACAUUACUGUUUUCUCCAAAUACAUCACAGACAUGAAGCGCGUGUACCCUGCCGUGGAAGGCCGGAUCACUUUCAGGAACUCGGCUGUCUUUGCAGCCCACAGCCUCUUCUUGUUGCUGCAGGGUUUAUGUCUGUCCCUGACCCUCUGAUUGGCUUUGUGCAAUCCGGGAAACUGUGAUAAACUGAAGGGCAAGUUUGGAAACUCCUCUGGGACUUGCUUAACUGCCUUUCCAUCUCGCUGCCUUCAAGGAUAACAAGCAGACAACAGUAAUCCCAGGUUCAGCCUCAGGGUAAGUUCAAUAGCCAGACAGCAUUUUUUCUAAUCCCACGAAUCAGCUGAUGAUUUAAACAGCUGUUUAAAGGAGUUCUGUACACUAUUUUACACAAAAAUGUGUUAGAUGAACAACUUAAAUAUGGAAAAAGUAUAGAAAUAAAGUGAAAUAAUGUUGACUUGAAAGUGCAUGUCAUUUUAGUAUCUGAAAAAAACUGAAAAAAUACCCUCACCUUCUUAUGAAUGUCUAAAAUCCAAGACAGUGUACAGACAAUGCUUUACUUUAUAGUAUAAACUGCAGGGCAAUGUCCAGCUUCUUGGUGAGAUAGUGAUCAGAGGGAAGGCUGUGGGACUGCUUGACCUCUGCCUCCACUCACUGAAUAGCCAUGAACUCCAAAGUGUUUAUACAUCUGAAUUCAAAUGAACUUACUUAAAUUUAGUUCCAGUUCAUUGGACACCACUUACUCAGAAAGUUAACACAGCACGGUUAUUGUUUAUAAAACCUUAGCUAUUUGACAUCAAGUUGUUCAUCAAGUUCAGACACAAAUGUAUUGCUACACAGCAAUAUAUUGUAAAUAUGAGCCUUAAAUAAGCUGUCAUUUUUUAAUUUGUUUUCAUGGGUGAAUUAUCUUUUUGAGAAUCUGCCAGUAUACAUGUACGCAGAGAGAAGACACACUGAGGUGGAAGAAGUAAACACUUGUUCAGAAUCUGUUAAACACUGAAGUUUUGCGGUUGUUAAACUGAUAUAACAGAUAUGUUUUUUUUAUGUUGUAAUUUUGUGUUAUAUGUACUACUGGGAAACUACUAUGAAUGUGUCAGUUGUAAUCAUCUUUGUUCAU
Thunnus maccoyii (southern bluefin tuna) is the source of this 2852-nucleotide messenger RNA. Its product is annotated as snake venom 5'-nucleotidase-like. Gene Ontology annotation, cellular component: plasma membrane. Gene Ontology annotation, biological process: AMP catabolic process. Gene Ontology annotation, molecular function: 5'-nucleotidase activity; nucleotide binding; metal ion binding. The transcript is spliced from 9 exons. NCBI's taxonomy places the organism in Eukaryota, Metazoa, Chordata, Actinopteri, Scombriformes, Scombridae. The record is from RefSeq and is a predicted model, not a curated record. The coding region runs from base 164 to 1891 and encodes 575 amino acids.